GGCCAGAAUUACGUCCGGAGCAGGGCGUCGCAAGGUUUGCUGGGAAACAUAUAACUCUAAUUUUCUUCCGCCAGUUGAUUAAAUAGUCCCAUAGUCACCUUGCGCAACGGAAAAUAAACACGAAGAGCACCUUCCUACCUUAGAUUUAAGUGGGAACACUGAAUAAUAAAGAAAGUUUGAGUAAAGUGGAUUCCUGUUUUGGCGUGCGGCCUGGAGACAUCUAGGGGGCGUGAGCGGAGGGAUCUCACUCUAUAUAAGAGAGCCGGCCCCGUAGCCGGAUCCUCUCUCGCCUCGGCGCUUCCAAGAUGACCAAGAAAAGAAGGAACAACGGUCGUGCCAAAAAGGGCCGCGGCCACGUGCAGCCUAUUCGCUGCACCAACUGUGCCCGAUGCGUGCCCAAGGAUAAGGCCAUUAAGAAGUUCGUAAUUCGGAACAUCGUAGAGGCGGCAGCCGUCAGGGACAUUUCUGAAGCGAGUGUUUUCGACGCCUACGUGCUUCCCAAGCUGUAUGUGAAACUACAUUACUGCGUGAGUUGUGCCAUUCACAGCAAGGUAGUCAGGAAUCGCUCUCGGGAAGCCCGUAAGGACCGAACACCUCCACCCCGAUUUAGACCUGCGGGUGCUGCCCCACGUCCUCCACCAAAGCCCAUGUAAGGAUCCAAGUCCUUAAAGACUGAAGAAAUAUUGGUGUCUCUGAAAAGACAAUAAAAUGGAAAUUAUACUUUA
Molecule: messenger RNA, 725 nt
Organism: Capra hircus (goat)
Lineage: Eukaryota; Metazoa; Chordata; Mammalia; Artiodactyla; Bovidae
Gene: RPS26
Product: ribosomal protein S26
Exons: 4
Coding region: 306-653 (115 amino acids)
Biological process (GO): translation
Cellular component (GO): cytosolic small ribosomal subunit; ribosome
Molecular function (GO): mRNA binding; structural constituent of ribosome
Source: RefSeq, a predicted model, not a curated record